This is a messenger RNA of Prorocentrum cordatum, 720 nucleotides long. The record is from the annotation of a GenBank genome assembly. Lineage: Eukaryota; Dinophyceae; Prorocentrales; Prorocentraceae.
AUGCUGGGCAGCUGGGCGCGGCCGCCUCUUCAGCGGCUGUAUGUCGGCACGCUCGCGCCGAGCUACUCCUGCCCCGAGGUGCUAGACGGCAGGGGCCCCUGCGCCGCCGGGGCGCUCUACGGCUUCAGCCGCGACAUCGUCGGCUGGGUCGUGCAGCACCUCUUGCCGACCACGGGGUCGGAGGACAUGGAGGCCUGCCUCUGGGCACGCCAGUUCGAGCGUGCGCACGCCGGCUCCGUGCCCCGCGGCGAGACCUUCCGCCUCGACCCGCGGGGCCUCCUCGAGGCGCUCUCGGGCGACAUCGACGACGCGUGGGUGCACCCCGUGAAGACGCGGUCGCUGUACCUGAAGUGCACACGGGACCGCACACACGGCUGCCGCUUGCCUUUCUUCCCGAACAGCGACGUCCCAGCCAGGGUGCGGUUCCGGCUGCCCAGCCGCAACGCGUCCCACGGCGCCGGGGCGCACCCCGCCCGUCCAGAGACCGCGCCGUGGCGAGAAACGGCGCCCGCGCUCGCCCUCGCGAAGAGCAGCGGUGGGUUGGGGAAGGGGUGUCCCUGCAUUCGCCCUUUGGGGCAUGCACUUUCCACAGGAUGCUCGCGGUGCAGAAGGCGAGGGGAACACCCUGCAACGGAGCUGCCCUCGGUCGUGGCGGCUGCUGGACUUCUUGAGCUUUCCGGGUGGACGUGGAGAGCCCGUCAGGCGAAAGCUCGGCUUUGA